AUGGAUUGGAAUUCAGAGGACGUAGUCAGCCGGUGGAAGAGAGAAAGGCACCCGACAAGAUGGAAGGAAGCAGUUGAGAGGGAUAAGAGGUCAGCUGAAUUUACUGCCGCUGCGGAAUGGAAUAAACAGGCUAGAGAGUCUAUCCUGAACUCCAUCGAACUACAAGACCUCAACAAAAACAUUGCCAGAAAUGUAAUAUUCUUCGUUGGUGACGGCAUGGGUGUAUCCACUGUGACAAGUGCUAGGAUUUUGAAAGGUCAGAAAGAAGGUCAUUCUGGUGAAGAGGCUCAACUGUCAUUUGAAACAUUUCCCCAUGUAGCUCUGGCCAAGACCUACAACACAAAUCAACAGGUAUCAGAUUCGGCGGGAACUGGAACAGCCUACAUGUGUGGUGUAAAAUCUAAAGCUGGUACCAUCGGAGUGGACGACAGAGUCGAAAAAGGCGACUGUCGCUCGAUAAGAGAUGCUAAAGUUAGCUCCUUCAUGGAAAUUGCCGCUGAUGCAGGAAGAGCCGCCGGCAUUGUCAGCACAGCCCGUAUAACCCACGCAACACCAGCUUGUGCAUAUGCACAUGUGCCGGAGAGAUCUUGGGAGAGAGACACCAUGGUACCCGGUGGUGAGAAGGCCGCUGGUUGCUCCGAUAUUGCUUCUCAGCUCAUAGAUAGUGCGCAACGAUUUCAGGUUGUGAUGGGUGGUGGAAGACGCGAGAUGAUGCCGACAUCUCACCACGAUCCCGAAUAUAGUCACGUGAGGGGUAACCGUGAUGAUGGGCGUGAUCUCAUCAACGAGUGGUUUCACGCACUGCCAGACGGAACUGAUAACAUGUAUGUAGUAAACAGAGACCAGCUGAUGGACGUAAACGUCAACGAAACAGAUUAUUUAUUAGGUUUAUUUGAACCAAGUCACAUGCUAUAUCACGUGGAACGAGACGAAUUGGGCGAUGGAGACCCUAGUCUGGCUGAAAUGGUGGAGAAGGCGAUCCAAGUGUUACAGAAGAAUGAUAAUGGAUUCUUUUUAUUUGUUGAAGCCGGUAGAAUCGAUCACGCCCAUCACAAAGGAAGAGCCUUCUUAGCACUGACGGACACCAUUGCGUUAGAUGAAGCAGUGACAACAGCCAAAUCUAUGACAAACGACGAAGAUACUUUGAUAGUAGUGACUGCUGAUCACAGCCAUACCAACACUAUAGGAGGCUAUCCAACAAGAGGGAACCCUAUAUUAGGCAGAAACAACAAAGAGCUUGCGAGGGAUGGACUGCCGUAUACAACUUUGUUGUACGCAAAUGGACCAGGCGGAGAAGAAGUUCGGCAGAGUUACAGGAAUAAAGGCAGAAGGCCUGAUGUAGGAAACGAUGACACAUAUGAAAGAGACUACCGACAACAAGCGGCCGUCCCAUUGUCGGAUGAGAGCCAUGCCGGAGAGGACGUGCCCAUAUAUGCAACUGGUGCAUACGCACAUCUAUUCCACGGCACACAGGAACAAAACUAUAUUGCCCAUGCCAUCAAAUAUGCUUCCUGUAUUGGCGAGUAUUCAGAUCACUGUCGUGCGCAGGCAACCACAAAAGCGCCAGUAACAGUGAAGAGAACGACUAAACGUUCCACAACUCCAGCUGUGACGAAACGUCUACAGUAUGCACCCGUUCCCACGCAACAACUGCCGAAAUCGGCAGACACUGAGGUUAUAGAACGUUUAAACGAACAGGACGACGAUGGACAUUCGGGAAAUACACUUACUUACAUUCCGCCCAAAAUUGAACUCCAUUGUGUCAUGACGCCCUCAUCGGCAAGUACGCCCGCAUUUAUGGUUGCAACCACUAUAUUUUGUUUUGUAUAUUACGUUAUACUGUUGCUAUUUAGAUGA
Messenger RNA from Saccoglossus kowalevskii, 1857 nucleotides. RefSeq names its product alkaline phosphatase-like. Gene Ontology annotation, molecular function: alkaline phosphatase activity. Gene Ontology annotation, biological process: dephosphorylation. Lineage: Eukaryota; Metazoa; Hemichordata; Enteropneusta; Harrimaniidae. The record is from RefSeq and is a predicted model, not a curated record.